Molecule: messenger RNA, 624 nt
Organism: Aaosphaeria arxii CBS 175.79
Lineage: Eukaryota; Fungi; Ascomycota; Dothideomycetes; Pleosporales
Exons: 2
Coding region: 1-624 (207 amino acids)
Source: RefSeq, a predicted model, not a curated record
AUGGCGCUGGCCGUUCCCUUUCAAGCUCCCGGCUUUAAGCAUCUAAUGCAUUUAUCUCUAGUCAAUUGCGCACACGCAACACUACGAGAACAUUCGUCGAAGUCUAGCCCCCGCAAGCAACGUGCUGUACAAUCCGGCAAAGAUCUGCCCGGUGACAGCACCGGACUAAAAAGGUUCUACAUGGGAUGGGUAACUGCGGCCGAACUUUACGAUUCACGGUUCACGGCAAUCUCAGAGCCCAUCGAAAAGGCGAAUGCGAGCUGCAAAACGCGCUGUCCGCACCAGGACGAGGGCCGCAUUUGGCCUGAUUCACCAGGUACGGAACAUGCAUCGAACCCCAAAAAGACGAAAUCCUCAUGGAUCGGUGCUUUUUCGCCGACGAUUCGACGGUGGCUUUUGCGCAUGAAAGUUGAAACUGGAAUCUGUCCCGCGACCCGCGAAGAAUGGGGAUUUUCCUUGAACGACCCAGCAGAGAAUCUCGUCACACAGCAUGGCCAGCCAUUGACGAUUGUGACUGGCUUGCCACGAGCUUCGACCACGAUGCAUGCAUGCAUGUGCCGAUACCUCCGCGAGAUGCGGCUGUUUCCACGCGAAAGGGCAAGGUCGUCACGUAUCGCACGCUAA